Amborella trichopoda is the source of this 2458-nucleotide messenger RNA. RefSeq names its product sulfhydryl oxidase 2. Gene Ontology annotation, cellular component: Golgi membrane. Gene Ontology annotation, biological process: protein folding. Gene Ontology annotation, molecular function: protein disulfide isomerase activity; flavin-dependent sulfhydryl oxidase activity. NCBI's taxonomy places the organism in Eukaryota, Viridiplantae, Streptophyta, Magnoliopsida, Amborellales, Amborellaceae. The record is from RefSeq and is a predicted model, not a curated record.
UUAACGCGUAUUGACCCAAAGCGAAAUGAAAAGAAAACCCCUUAAUUUUAAUGCUUAGAGAGCCCAUGCAUGUCUCCAGGACACCGUUUUGUUUGUAAAGCUCAUUCCUAAAUCAAUUUCUUCAUUUCCACUGAGAGAGAGAGAGAGAGAGAGAGGCACAGUGGGAUUGGAGCGAGGGUGGAAUUUCACAGGGGGAUCAAAGAGAGACGGAGAUUCGGUUCAGUGGGAUUAUAGAGAGAGAGACGUACUUCCUCGUACCUCAUAAAAGAAAUGCAAUGUAUAACGGUCGCACGCCGAUCCUCUGAGGUCAUUAACUGCACAGAGUAAGAGAGAGAUAGAGAGAGAUUCUCUCUGUAAAGGGUAUGCCCUAUUCUAUCCAUCGUGGGCUUUAAAUAGAGUUGGGGUGAGAGCCAUCUUCUGCAACUGCUUGCAGGCCUUUCCCCCAAAUUCAAAAGCAAAAAACGAAAAUGUCAACUCCACUUUUUCUUCUUCUCAUUCUUUCAACGGUUCAAUUUUCUGUCUCCUAUGUGCAAAUUGAGAAACCCCAUCAUCGAUCUCAGCCAUCCAGAUCUCUUCUCCGUUCAAUCGACGAUCAAGAUCCACCCGAUCUUGCUGUUGAUUUGAACAGCUCAGAUUUUGAUCGCUAUCUUGCGGAUUCCCCUGCUUCGUGGGCCAUUGUUGAGUUCUUUGCACACUGGUGUCCUGCUUGCCGCAACUACAAGCCUCAAUAUGAGAAAGUUGCAAGGCUUUUCAAUGGACCAGAUGCAGUGCACCCAGGGCUUAUUGUUAUGACGAGGGUGGAUUGUGCAUUGAAGAUAAAUACCAAGUUAUGUGAUAGAUUUUCAGUCAGGCAUUAUCCCAUGUUGCUAUGGGGACCUCCAUCUAAAUUUGCAUCUGGAGAAUGGCAACCUAAAACUACCAACAGUGAAAUACAGGCUAUUGAUGAUGCACGCACUGCUGAACGCUUGCUAAAUUGGAUCAACAAGAAGAUAGGCAGGACCUUCAGUUUGGAUGAUGAGAAGUUUGAGAAUGAAGCACCACAAAAUACUUCAGAUCCUAGGCAGAUUGCUCGGGCUGUAUAUGAUAUCGAAGAAGCUACGGGACAUUCUUUUGACAUCAUCUUGGAACACAAGAUGAUCAAUUCGGAUACUCGAGCUCCACUCAUACAGUUUUUACAACUUUUGGUGACAUGUCAUCCUUCAAAGAGGUGUCGAAGGGGUAGUGCAGAUAUACUAGUGCACUUUGAUGAUUUGUGGCCUUUGGAGCUCUUGUCAAUCAGUGCCAAAGAGAAUGCUUCUCCUCAUGAAAGGGAUGCUCUAAAGAGCUUCCAGAUCUGUGGCAAAGAUGUCCCUCGUGGAUACUGGAUAUUUUGCCGUGGUAGUAAGAAUGACACAAGGGGCUUCAGCUGCGGGCUGUGGGUUUUAUUCCACUCAAUCUCAGUGAGAGUUGGAGAUGGAGAGAGUCACUCAGCAUUCACGGCCAUAUGUGAUUUCAUCCACAAUUUCUUCAUCUGUCAAGAAUGUCGGCAGCACUUUCACAAAAUGUGCUCCAGUGUUCCCACUCACUUCAACUCGACCCGAGACUUUGCACUAUGGCUUUGGCGCACACAUAACCAGGUCAAUGAGAGGCUGAUGAAAGAGGAGGCAGAUGCAGGGACUGCUGACCCCAACUUCCCCAAAAGGAUAUGGCCCUCCAAGCUCCUCUGCCCAUCUUGUUACACUUCUUCAACACACAAAGAUAGUUGGAACGAGGCGGAGGUCUUCAUUUUCUUAGUCAAUUACUAUGGCAAAAUGCUCAAAUCUUCUUCUGAUAGUGAGAGCUUAAGCAAUGGCAGGCCAAAUGAGGCUGAUGACUUGGCUGCUUCAACGAGUGCCGUGGCAGUUCCAGUGGGUGCGGCGUUGGCCAUAGCAGUGGCGAGCUGUGCUUUUGGAGCAUUGGCAUGUUUUUGGCGGACCCAACAGAAGAAUCGGAAGUAUUUACACCACCAUCACCACUCUUUAAAGAACAUAUGAUGAGUAGUAGGAGGGCAGAGGCGGAGUUGGAACUGAGUAUAUAGGUUUGUGGAUGGAUAAAGAUAUAUACUCAGAUUCAGGUGUGUACCUGCCCGCUUAAAUUUUGGAUCAAUUAUCCGUGCACUUAGCUAGAGUUUAGUGCUGACAAUAGCUUGGCAGAGAUUCUGAUCCCGCCCUCUCUCGUCUGCUAAUAAGCAGUCCAAUGUCCCAAUUGUUUUUCAUAAAUAACAUUAUUUUGAUUUUUACAAAUACAGAACAGUGUUUCUCUUUCACAUAUAUGAUGUAUAUUAGCAGCUUCUUAUUUAUUGAAUUUGGAAGUUCAAUUGGAACUUUGUACAAUAUGAGCUGAGUAUUGUCUUGCAUUAUUAUUGUCACUGUGAAUCUUUUCUUGGGCAUCAACAUGCUCUUUGCCUGUCAAUAUAUGGUAUGAUAAUGGAGUAAACCUU